Molecule: messenger RNA, 13539 nt
Organism: Haliotis rufescens (red abalone)
Lineage: Eukaryota; Metazoa; Mollusca; Gastropoda; Lepetellida; Haliotidae
Product: protocadherin Fat 4-like
Exons: 33
Coding region: 43-13284 (4413 amino acids)
Biological process (GO): homophilic cell-cell adhesion
Cellular component (GO): cell-cell junction; plasma membrane
Molecular function (GO): calcium ion binding
Source: RefSeq, a predicted model, not a curated record
GUGGUGGUCACCAUUGCAGCAACUGACAUAGAUGACCCUGCAAUGGGAGGAAAUGGACAAAUAACAUACUCAAUCAUCGGUGGUAAUACAAACAGUGACUUCACAAUCGAUGCCAGCAAUGGAGAGAUCAAAACAGCCAAACUGUUGGACUAUGAGACAGCAGUGUCCCACUCAUUGACAGUGAAGGCAGUAGACAGAGCAGGUGAUGCACAAUCCAGGUCUGCCACAACAAUUGUAUCAAUAACAGUCACUAAUGUGAAUGAGCAUAGUCCAAUAUUUACCCCAACAACUAUCAUCAAGGCAGUACCAGAAAUGACAGCCAUUGGAACUCUCAUACAUCAGAUUCUUGCAACUGAUGCAGAUAGUGGCACAGAUGGAGAUCUUACGUACACAAUGACAGCUCACGCCACAUUUGCCCUAGCAUCCGAUGGAGCUCUAACCUUAAAAGAUAAUCUGAACUAUGCAACUGCCAGUACACACUCUCUUACUAUGACAGCAACUGAUAGUGGAACACCACCUAGAAGUACAGACGUUAGUGUUACAAUCAACGUAGUUGACGACAACAAUAACACGCCAUCAUGCUCCCCUAGUUCCACAACUGUCAUUCAAAGAGAAGACCAUACUGGUAAUGUGGCUACUUUGUCAUGCAGCGACUUGGAUACAGGAGCAAGUGGAACACUUUCCUACAUUAUAGAAUCCGUGAAUGCUGUUGCUGGAAGUGGUUCAUUUUCUGUUGAUACGAGUGGUGCUGUCACUACAACAGGCUUGGAUUAUGAAACUGCAACUUCGCACUCCAUCAUAAUAAGAGUCGAAGAUGGUGCUGUCCCUGCGCUAAGCACAUCAACUACAGUGAUUGUGUCAGUGACAGACGUAAAUGAGGCUGCUCCAGUAUUCCUUGGAACGCCGUUCAACCCUUCCAUGGCAGAAUCGGAGGCAGUAGGAUUUACGGUACUUACUGUGGCUGCAACUGAUGCUGACACCGCAAAUACUGUUACAUAUUCCCUGACAGACACAACAAAUCUACUCAUAGGAUCUGCUACAGGAGUAAUAACGCUGAAGGUUCAACAAGACAGAGAAACCAAUCCAACUGUGACUGUUGAUGUAUGUGUCACUGAUUCAGGCACAGUUGAUGCAAUCAAAUCCACAUGUGAGACUUUGACACUCACUAUAACAGAUGUCAAUGAUAACCUGCCAGUGUUUAAUCCAUCGUCAUAUACAACAAACGUAGAUGAGAACACAGCUACAGGGACGACUGUGAUGACAGUAACUGCAACAGAUGCGGACGAUCUAGGCUUUGGAACAAUUACCUACUCCAUACUAAGUGGCAACACAGACACUGUAUUUAGCAUUGCAGCAGGUGUUAUCACAGUUACUGACAAUACUGGCUUGGACUUUGAGAGGACCCAACUCUUUACUCUCACAGUGAGGGCUACUGAUGGCGGGGGCCUGACUAGUGACGUCAUAGUGUCCAUAGGUGUCAAUCCUAUCAAUGAAAAUUCUCCAACAUUCGCCCCGGCAUCAAGCACAGAAAUUGUUCCUGAGGACAGUGUACUGGGACAUGUUGUUAUAGAUCUUGAUGCUACAGACACUGAUUCUGGACUAGAUGGACAAGUAACCUACAGCAUCAUAUCGGGAUCACUUGGGAAGUUUGUGGUUGACUCAUCAACUGGCAUUGUGAGAGUAAGUGACGUCCUCGAUGCCGAAUCUGUGUUAUUAUACACUGUUACAGUCCAGGCAACGGAUGCUGGCACUAAUCCAUCAACACUGAGUGGUACCUAUAUCCUAACUGUAUCAGUGACUGAUGUAAAUGAUGCAGCACCAUCGUGCACUCAGGCAUACUACUCCACUGCCAUAACUGAAUCAACAGGACCAACAACGUCAGUUCAGCAAAUCGUGUGUUCAGACUCGGAUAUAAACGCACCAAACAAUGCCCUCAGUUAUACCAAAAUUGCAGGGGAUCCAGGGAACCUGUUUGACCUGGAUACUUCUACAGGAUUGGUUUCUGUUGCUGCAGCAGCAUCCUUUGAUAGAGAGACAACUGCUUCAUACCUUCUGAAUGUUACUGUUACUGAUGGUGGAGCCACACCGCUCUCUACAGUCAUCCACGUCUUUGUCAGUAUCACAGACGAGAAUGACAACACUCCAGCAUUUGGCCAGAACCCGUACACGCCCAGCAUAGCUGAAGAUGCCACCCCUGGAUCAGCUGUUGCGACAGUAGCAGCAACAGAUACAGAUGCGGGUUCAAAUGGAGAUGUAGUUUAUUUCAUUUCAUCUGGCAAUUCACUGGGUCACUUCACUGUGGACUCUGUGACAGGAGUUGUGUCUGUCCAGGCAUCUCUUGACAGGGAGUCUUUAUCUUCAUAUGUUUUGGAAGUCAAGGUUCAGGACAAAGGAACCCCUACAAGCCUUACUGGAACAUCAACUGUUUCGAUUACAAUAACUGAUGUCAAUGACAACUUUCCUCUUUGUACCUCAUCUGUAUACACAGGCAAUGUUCCAGAAGAUGCUGCCCCAGCCACGUCCGUUGGCACUGUGUCCUGUCCAGAUGCUGAUGAUCCUCCUAACAAUAAUGUUGUAUACACAAUCACAGCAGGCAACACCGGGAGCGUGUUUGCUGUUGGGUCUACAUCAGGAGAGGUGACAGUGAAUGCAGGACUUGAUGCAGAAACACUGAGUGUGUACAAUCUUAUAGUGCAGGCUUCUGAUGGAACCCUCACUACCUAUGCCAUUGUAACAGUCACAGUAUCGGAUGUCAAUGAACAUGACCCGGUCUUUGCGCCACCUGGACCCUACUCCGAGUCAUUCAGUGAGGAUACAGCUUUAGGAACUACUAUUAAGGACAUUAAUGCCAACGAUAAUGAUGUGUCUAAUUCUGUUCUAUCAUUCAGCAUAACUCUAGGAAACACAGAUAACAAGUUUUGGAUUGAUCCAACAUCAGGGACAGUUGUUCUUCAGGCAGCUCUUGACAGAGAAACCACAGACACAUAUUCCUUGACAAUAGAAGUAGCUGAUGGAACUGGAGCUGGAAGUCGCACAGCAACGACUCAGCUAACAGUAUUAGUCCUCGAUGUAAAUGACAAUGACCCGGUCUGUGCUCCUUCCAACUAUAUCAACACAUUACCAGAAGAUUCCAGUAUUGGAACAACUGUAAGCAGUCUAACAUGUUCUGAUGCUGAUUCUUCUACCCCUACCCUUGCUUACAGUAUCACAACAGGCAACGGGGAUGGCAAAUUUACCAUCGAUGCUGCUUCUGGGGUGGUCACCAUAUUUGCUUUGCUCGAUUAUGAAACAAAGACUUCCUAUAGCUUGGAAAUUCAAGUAUCUGACCAAGGGGGUACUGCAAGAGUUAUCACUGUUCCUUUGAGUUUAGAUGUAACUCCUAUAAAUGAAGCAGCCCCUGUAUUUUCUGCGGUUACUCCUGUGGCUAUUCAGGAAGACAUCUCCAUAGGAACGCCUGUGUGCACAGUAACAGCUACAGAUACUGAUAAUGGUUUACUUCAUGGGACAAUUAGGUAUUCUAUAACAACUGGAAAUGGUCUUGGACAUUUUACAAUCGACAAAGGAACAGGUGAAAUCAAGACUGUAGGUAAUUUAGACAGAGAAAGCAUGGCCUCAUACGCUUUGAAAAUCCGUGCUACUGACGACUAUGCUGGUUCAGGUAAUGAGCGUAAUUCUGAAGUGGAUCUCAGUAUAACAGUGGGUGAUGUGAAUGAUAACAUCCCUGUGUUUGUACCAGUCAUCUACAUCAAAGAUGUCCUUGAGACAGCACCAAGUGGAUCUACAGUGGCAGUAGUGACUUCGCGAGAUGACGAUGAUGUCCCAAAUGCAACACCUGUGUACACCAUCUUAUCGGGAAACACAGGAAAUGUUUUAACAUUUGUUGGAAAUGAACUCAUACUGGAUACAGGAAAAACUUUCAAUUAUGAAAUAUUGACAAAGUAUGACCUUGUUAUUCAAGUUUCAGACAGUGGAACCCCAUUAUUGUCAUCGAAUGGCCGAAUCAUCAUAAACGUACUAUCAGAAAACGAGUUUGCUCCGAUCCCUGCUGUCCCGAAUGACAGCAUUACCGUGAGCGAGCUCAUUCCAGUGGGAACCAACUUUUACAAUGCAAGUGCAGUAGAUGGCGAUGCAGGAACCGAUGGAGAAUUCUUAUGGAGUAUCACAAAUGGAAAUAGCCCUGAACUUUUCUUCUGCAGCCCACAGCUAGGAGAACUGUAUACAUCGUCCGUUCUAGAUUACGACACACCUCCCAACUCUCACAAUAUUACUGUUGAAGCACAAGACAAAGGUGGCUUGACUGGGUCAUUCUGGCUUGAAAUUGUACUUCAGGAUGAAAAUGAUGAAUAUCCAGUAUUUUCUCAAUCAAUCUAUACUCCUUUUCUGUAUGAAAAUGUCCCUAUUGGUAGUGGUGUCACAACUGUUACUGCAACAGACAAAGACUCGGGGAUCAAUGGACAAGUCACCUACUCAAUAUUAUCUGGAAGUGGCCAAACAUACUUUGCAAUUCACAGUACAACAGGUGUCAUAACUACAGCCAAGGAUAUUGACCGUGAAGAGCAUAUAGAAUUAUUCCUUAUUCUACAAGCCAUCGAUGGUGGAACGCCUCCUCUGUCUACUGUUGGAGUCGUCAAGGUGAUCAUAGUUGACCUUAAUGAUAAUGCUCCUACAUUCACACCUGACUACUUUGUUCAGAGUCUGUCAGAAGACACAACUGUGGGAACUAGUGUGACGACCGUCUAUGCCAAAGAUGCAGACUCUUCUGCUAACAACAAUAACGUCUUCACCUACAGUCUCACUGAUGCCUACUUUGAUGUCAACCCAGGAUCUGGGCAGAUUUCAGUCAAAGCUCCUUUGGAUAGAGAAACUAUUUCAAGCCACAACCUUACUAUCUAUGCAACAGACCUCGGGUCACCAGCCAAUACGGGAACAGCACUUGUGACAGUCAACCUCCUAGAUAUCAACGAUAACAUACCGGACAUAACAGGAAGCUACUCCACUAAUCUGAGUGAGGACAUCAGCCCUGGAACCAUUGUGUUCACUAUUGCAGCCUCUGACAUAGAUAGUGGUGUGAAUGCUGAACUUGUGUACUCUAUUGUGUCUGGAAACACUGAUGGAGAUUUCAAGAUAGAAAUUGGGAGUGGUAUUGUUCAAGUGGAGAAUUCACUGGACAGGGAGAGAACCACGUCCUACAACCACGUCAUCCAUGUAACUGACAAGGGUACACCUCCACUGACUGCUUCUGUUACCACCACGAUAGUAAUCGAUGAUGUGAAUGACAACAAUCCAAUCUUCAACUUAUCACCAUACACCUUCAACAUAGCCGAAAACGUUCCUUCUGGGUCAUCAGUUGGUACAGUACAAGCUACAGACCUAGACAGUCUAACAAAUGCAGCUCUGACGUAUGAGAUUGUUGUCUUCUGGAUUGGCGAAGCAUCCCAUUUCAACCUUGAUCUUUCAUCUGGAGUAAUCACUACAGCAGCGAAUCUGGACCGAGAAACUAUUGACACAUACAGUUUGAGAUGUCGUGCUAAAGAUGGUGGCACUCCACAAUUAACUGGAGAUGUGAAUGUGACAAUCGUGAUUGAUGACUUGAAUGACAACCCACCCGUCUUCAACCCCAUACAGUAUACUGGAUCGGUAAAUGAAAAUACGGUUGUGGGAACGAGCAUAUUGACCGUUACAGUCACUGAUGCAGAUGCCCACAAUGGUGCCAUAACUCUGUCAAUCGACACUUCAACUCCUGAAGGGGUCAGAGGGGACCAGUUCUUAAUAGUUGAUCCUACUUCAGGUAUUGUCAGUGUCAAGUCUGUUAUGGACAGAGAGGUUGACGUGGAAUUCAAUGUGACCAUUUUAGCUGUUGACAAUGGGACAGUUCCACUGACAGCCUCAGCUAUUGUUCACAUCACAGUCAUCGAUGAAAAUGACAAUACCCCUGUCUUCAGCACAACCUUCUACAACGCUGAGAUCGCCUACACAGGUUCCUGUGACAACACUAUUUUGACUCUGACGGCGACUGAUGCUGAUUCCGGACCAAAUGGUCAAGUGUCCUACUACCUUUCCCAGAAUCCUUAUGGAUUUUUCUUUGCUGUUGGUGCCAAUUCAGGUGUUGUGACGCUACAGACCCCAGUGUCAGUGAACACAAAGUAUGUACUGGAAGCCUCAGGGAAGGACGGUGGUGUUUCUUCGAGAACCACCAACCCUGCAGCAUCAAUUCGUGUGGACACAUUCGACCCCAACACAGUGGCCGUCAUCAUCAAACUUGGCAUAAGCAAAGCCGAUUUCCUCCUUAGAAAGGAUCAGUUUGUGUCCCAAUUCAAGACUGUCAUGUCAUCCAAAUACCCAUCUUGUCUUGUACGGGUCUGGUGCAUCACAGAGCGAUCGGGGGAGACGGCAGUAGCAGCACCAACAAGAAGGCGACUCCUGGCCUCAAGUCCAGUAGAUGUCAACCUUGUUGUUGUUGCGGACAACUCAACCGACUCGUUAAGCAACCUGUCCCAGGGGAAGACUUUCCUCACUUCCAGUGCUGUCACCAGUGUGGUAGCGUCCGACCCGUCAGGGACGCCAUCAUCUUCUCUGCAAGGGUCAGCCUGGGACUACUUUGUGAUCCAGAACGCCAGCCCCUACACGGAGACUGUCACCCCAUGGCAUCAGACCACAGUCGGCAUCGUCUUUAUCACCCUCGCCUGCCUCCUGACCGUCGUCCUCAUCGCCAUCACCAUCUUCGCCAUCGUCUGGUGGAGGAAGAAGAGAAGGCCGAUAACCCCGACAAAACAGCCAAAGAAAGAGCAGAAUCACAACAGGUUCUUCCAAACAAAACCAACUGUCCCUGAUCUUGACGUAAAGAAAACAAAGCAGUAUCCUCCCGCAGUGUUUGCGGCUGUUCCCCGGACGCCGCCACGGGUUGAGACGACUAAGGAGGAGGAGUACUUCCGCCCCAUGGAGACGAAGAGAGGCUACAGUAACGUGAGUCCCCCGAGGACACCCCGCACCGUACUGCUGUCGCCUAAAACUGGUACAGCUGAACACAUCAUCAUCAACAGACAGUUUGACGGAGCAGCUAUAGAUCCAGCCACUGGCAAGGUGUACGAGUACAAUACUCGGACAAAUGAAAGACGCUGGUUGUCGACACCGGAGGGCAAAGCAGUCAUGUUAACUGAUGAUCAUGACUGUGAAUGGGAUUGCGAUAUGAGUUAUUUCACGCUAGAGCAGAGGAAAACGGGUUGUGACAUGCUACUGCCCUCAAGUUCAGCCAACAGUCUGCCGUUUGUGAAUUCGGUACAAAUUCGCCUGUACACUCGAUUGCGAGAAGACGAGAUGAGGCGGCUGUUGGCGGUAUUCUUGUGUUGCGGCGUCUCCUUCAUCUGUGGUCAGCCGGCAAUCACACUUCCCAAGGAUGACGGCACAAGCGAGGUGACUAUUCCGGAGGACACGACAUCGGGGACGGUCAUCUUCACCGUACAACCUACUCCGGCUGCUGGGACGACGUGGACCUACACCCUGACCCCCUCCACCAGCCCCUUCUCUAUCAACAUCGGCGGCAGCGUCACUUUGUCAGGGCCUGUUGACUACGAGUCCGCCAUCAAGUCCUACACGCUGUACAUUCAGGUGACUGACGCAGUUGGACCCACCGACAGGAUCCUCACUGUCUUCAUCAGCAACGUGUACGACGUCAGCCCGACACUCACGCCCCCCUCGCCCAUUCCCACUAUAGAGGAGGAAUUGGUCGUUGGCACCACUGUGGCAACCUUCACGGCAACAGACUCGGAGACAGUAGACGGGGAUACACUGUACUUUUCAUUACUAGGCGCGGACAGCAAGUAUUUACAAAUAGACGCUACCACCGGCGGCACACUUACAAUCAGGGACCGCAUCGACUAUGACGUCGGGCUCACCUCUUUAGACGUCACCGUGCAGGUGUCAGACAGUGGGGGCAACACUGCAUCACAGGCAGUCACCUUCACCGUCAACGACAUCAACGACAACAGUCCGAUCUGCUCACCAGGGUCUGUCGUCGUCACUGUACCAGAAGGCACUGGAGGAGGUACCACUGUAGGCACAGUGUCCUGUACAGACGCUGAUUCUCCCCCGAACAGUGACCUCAUCUACACCAUCUUCACCGGCGACGACGCAACGGCAAAGUUCGACAUCACGGCGAGUGUGAUCUCCACAUCGACCACACCACUUGACUAUGAGACCAAAUCUGACUACACGUUAGUCGUGCAUGCAGUGGACAGUCCUGCCUCCGGAACACCGCGAACUGGGACGGUUGCUGUCUACAUCAAGGUGAGCACCGUCAACGACUUUGAUCCUGUCUGGGGAACCAAUGUACCAGCAGGGAAAACCUUCUCCGUAUUAGAGUCAUCUCCCCUUGGGACAUCCAUUGUUACCAUAGUAGCAACAGACAAUGACCUUGGCACAGAUGGAAUAUUGACAUACCAACUUGUUUCCGUGACAACUGAUGCCGGGAUCACUGUAGCCGACGUCCUGGCGCUAGGUACAUCAACAGGGAAACUGACGACGAUCAAGAUACUUGAUAGAGAAAGCGUCACAUCUUACACAGUGGUUGUCAGGGCAACAGAUGGUGGGGCACCAGCACGAUUAGUUGACGACACGCUCACCAUUACUGUCACCGACGUCAACGACAACGCUCCUGUCUUCACCGCCGCCAGCGUUCUCACUGGAUCAAUACCUGAAGAUUCCGCGGUUGCGACUCCUAUCCUAACGCUCGUGGCGUCCGACGCCGACGCAACGUCAACGUUAACCUUUUCAGUCACCGGCGGUGACGUUGUACCGCCAAAGUUUGAGUUCAGCGGCACGACGCUAGGACAGCUUCAGCUUGCAAGUCCCAUCGACCUGGACCAACCGACAAACGACGCCGGUUACUACACUCUGACCGUCAUCGUGACAGAUGGAGGGACACCCGAGAUGACGGGAACGACGUACGUCUCUGUCACCAUCACUGCCGUCAAUCAGCACACACCCGUCAUGAACACACCGUCUCCGGCUUCUACUGUCUUUGUGGCAGAGAAUAGCAACGUCGGGACGUCAGUUGCAACGAUCACAGCCACUGACAACGACUACGGCACUGACGGCAUAGUGUCGUAUUCAAUAACAGAUGGCAACACCGGACCAGCUUUCGUCAUCGACUCAGCAACAGGAGAGAUUCGAACGAUGUCAGCUUUAGAUUUCGAAACCACCAAAUUAUACAACCUUGAGGUGACUGCCACAGACGGAGGGUUACCUGUGACCUCCACCGUCACAGUCUCCAUCACCGACAUCAACGAGGACGCGCCUACCUGCACUGACUAUUACAUCCAACAAGCUAUGCCGGAGGAUGGCACUGCACCUACGGCGGUCACGUCCCUCAUCAGCUGCAGUGAUCCUAACGCCGACACACUGACGUACACCAUCAGUUCAGGGAACCCACCUGGCCUCUUUCUGAUCAACUCGGCCACUGGCGAAUUAUCAGUUUCCAAAGUGUUUGACUACGAGACGACGACAGGCUAUCUCCUGGCGGUGACCGUGACAGACAGCGGGACUCCCCCACUCUCAGUAAACGUCGCCGUGAGAAUCCUGGUCACCCCCGUCAACGAAGCCCCGCCCAUCUUCAGCCAGACCACCUACACCGUGGCUACAACAGAGAGUGCCCCAUUUGGGGACAGGGUGGCGCAAGUGACGGCGACAGACGCCGACGUUGGGGCAUUAGACGGCACAGUACGAUACAGCAUUACCGACGGGGACAGUCAAGGCAGGUUCACAAUUCGCGAGUCAGCAGGGAGUAUUACCAUAGCCAAACCGCUUGAUAGAGAGUCUCUGGAUACUUACAAUCUCACUGUGAUAGCAGUAGAUGAUGCACCAGGGUCAGUGACAGAACGGACCGCAACUGCCUUUGUAUUUGUGACCGUGACGGAUGCUAAUGACAACUCCCCGGUGUUUACACCGUCGACCUACGUCGGACUUGUGUCGGAAGAUGCUAGUCCUCUUGCGGUUAUUCUCACUGUAACAACCACUGAUGAUGAUCUUGCAGGAAAUGUCAAUUCUAGGAUACAAUACAGUGUGAUUUCGGGGGCCACUGGAAAUGUAUUCGAAUUUUCAAAUGCUGAUUUACGGUUAGCAGCAGGAAAGAGUCUCAAUUAUGCAACGUCGUCAUCCUACGAUCUGGUGAUCCAAGCUGCUGACAAGGGAAACCCCGUGCUGACCACUACAGCAAGGGUCACUGUCAAUGUCCAGCCAGCGAAUCAGAACAAUCCGAUAUUCACAGAUCCAAACCAGAGCAUUUCUGUAGAUGAAUCGGUAGCUGUUGGUACAAAGAUCCUCACCACUACCGCUACAGAUGCAGAUUCAGCGAUCUUUGGGAGCGUAGCAUACACAAUCAUCAGCGGUAAUGUUCCGGCGAACAGUUUUGUAAUAGAUGAUGUAACUGGAGAUAUUCUGGUCUGGUCGAAGCUUGAUGCUGAUGUCGCACCCGGCUUCUUCAACCUAACAUUGGAGGCAACUGAUGGGGGAGGGAAGUCUGCCACAACAUGGCUGCACAUAGCUCUCAACGACGUAAACGACAACUACCCACAGUUUACCAGAAAUUUAUACAACGUCGCCGUCGACGAGAAUCUGAGCAUAGGCACUUCCGUUGCCCGCAUCGUCGCAACAGAUGCCGACUCAGGAACAAACGGACAAAUCGUAUAUUCAAUCACUUCCGGUGACGGGCAGACGACAUUUGAUAUUGACGCCACCACGGGUGAAAUAACAACGGUAUCCGCAUUAGAUUAUGAAAUCAAAAGGAUCUUUAGUCUGGUUGUCAUGGCGACGGACAGUGGCACGCCGACACCAAAUAGUGCCACAACAAUGGUUGUGAUUUCUCUCAACGACCUGAACGACAACAGUCCAACCUUCACUCCAUCGACCCUCACUGUAGAGGUAACGGAAAACGUUGCCAUUGGAACACCAGUAGUUACAAUGGUGGCGUCGGACGCUGAUUCAGAUGCUAACAGUAACAACAAGUUUGUCUACAUAAUGAUAAGCUCUUUGUUUUCUAUUGACCCAAAAACGGGGACUAUAGCUACGAAAGGCCUCAUCGACAGAGAGAAAACAGCACUCCAUCUCCUGACAGUGACCGCCCGGGACCAGAACGGAGUGGGACGGGUGGGGACUGCAACUCUAACUGUCAACAUCGUCGACGAGAACGACAACUCCCCCGUCGUCACCGGCACCUACUCUAAGACUGUUCCCGAAGACACCAAAGUGGGCACAAUUAUCGACACUGUCACAGCAACCGACGCCGACAGCGGUCGUAACGGCGAGAUGACCUUCACAAUUACCAAUGGUGACCCAAACAGUGACUUCACUCUGGAUACAACAUCCGGCAUUUUGCAACUAAGAAAGGUCUUGAACAGAGAAGUAACGCCUAGCUACGCUCUUGAAAUCACCGUAACUGACAACGGAGUCACACCAAAAGACGAUGUCGUCAUUGUUUCCAUCACAGUCGGAGACGUCAACGACAAUGACCCAGUGUUUCAGAACUUGCUAUAUAACUUCAGUAUUGCGGAAAAUGUCCCCCUCGGCUCCACCGUAGAUUACGUGACAGCGUUGGAUGCCGACAUGGGCGUGAACGGGGAUGUUGAAUAUGCAUUUAUUAUAUAUUGGCAAGGCAAAACAUCCGAUUUCACUGUAGACAGUGUAACAGGGGAAAUAACCACUGCUGGAGGUUUAGACCGAGAGACGAUGGACACAUACCAAAUAUGGCUGAGAGCAUCAGAUAAGGGAACUCCUAGCCGAUACAGAAACACUAACGUCACCAUCGUCGUUACUGACCUCAACGACAACGAUCCUCACUUUGAUUCCCUUUCGUACUCGGCCACAAUCAGAGAGGACCUUGCAGUUGGUACAGCCAUCCUUCCAGUGAUGGUGACAGACAACGACAUCGGUGUCAACAGUGACAUCAAGCUGUCCAUCGAUACGUCAACAUCAGAGGGGACUACGGCUGAUCUGGUGUUUGCGACUAAUUCAGUCACUGGAAUUGUGUCUCUGAAAACCAAUGUUUACCAAGACGCCGACCGGACGUAUAUUUUCAAAGUCCUCGCUGUUGAUGGAGGCGCGACACCCCGCACUGCGACAGCUACGGUGACGAUUAACGUGCAAGACGUCAACAACAACCCCCCUGUUAUUUCUCCUCGUUUUUACAACACUGAAGUGGCUUACAACGGUGUCUGUGACAGCUCCAUUACCACCGUGACAGCAACAGAUGCAGACAGUGGACUGAAUGGGCAGAUCAAGUACUUCCUCUCACAGAGCACCUACACCUAUCUGUUUUCCAUGGAUGGGGCCUCGGGAGUUGUCUCCCUUGCGUCCCAAGCUUCAAACAACUUCCGUUACGUCAUAGAAGCCUUGGCACAAGAUGCUGGCAGCCCCGUGCUCACCGCUACGACCCCUGCCACCAUCCGCAUCGACUCCUUCGACCCCAACGUCGUCGCAGUCACCUUCAAGCUCAACAUUGACCGGACCACUUUCCAAGCCGAGAAGGGCACCUUCAUCUCUGAACUCCAGACCCUCAUACGGGCUUCUUACCCGUCCGCCAUGUUCAGGGUGUGGUGUGUAGAGUCCGCGGGCACCACCCAAGUAUCAGGAAGGAGGAAGCUACUCCAGGCGUUCAGUCCGGUGACCGUGCAUGGGUACACUGUAGCAGACAGCUCUACCGACUCCGUCAGUAACGUCACGCAGGACAAGACGUUGCUGACGUCCUCAGAGACACUGAAGUUCCUCUCUACCGACCCCCUGGGGACGCCGAUUUCGGCCCUUAAUGAGGGAGGCCUAGCUGGGCUCAGUAUCCAAUCUGUGAGGCGCUACUAUGACCCCGUGACCCCUUGGGCACAGACGUUAGAGGGCAUCAUCAUCCUCACCGUCAUCGCCGUUGUCAUCCUAGUCCUCAUCUGCACUGUCGUCGUCUCCAGUCUCUACGGUUGCAGGAAAAAGAAAAGACCCGUCAGCCCUCAACCAAGACGAGUUGGUACACCACAGUCCAUCACCGUCGUCACACCACAAAGUAAUAUACCGGAUAUCCUGUACAUGGACCCCCCUCCAGUCUACACGGAGUACGACGCACCCGUCAAGUCUCCGCGAAACCUGUUCAAGAACAGGAAGUUCCGGUCUCUCGCCAUUUUGAACAGAGAGUUUGAAGGAAAAGCGGUUGACCCAGCUUCCGGGAAGGUGUACGGCUAUAAUACCAGAACCAAUGAGAGGAAGUGGCUGACGACAAGCGAGGGUGGCAGUGUUCGGGUCACCCACCGCUGACCUACUGCCAACACCGUUAGGCUGUGCUGCUGCGAAGGAUACGUCCUAUCUGUAAUGGUUAUUCGGACACCAUUUACUGACAUCGAUCACAUUUGUGUCUGGCAGAUAGUCUACUUACACAUAUCAAUAUGUAUUGCAAAAAAAAUUAAUCUGACAGCGAUGUAUCACACAUGUUAAACACAUGGAAGCUGCACUGAUUAUUCUUGAUACAAUAGGAUGGUUUAAUAAACGAGGGGAGUACCAUCCCUGACAUCC